Messenger RNA from Arachis duranensis, 1812 nucleotides. RefSeq names its product histone-lysine N-methyltransferase, H3 lysine-9 specific SUVH5-like. Gene Ontology annotation, cellular component: nucleus. The record is from RefSeq and is a predicted model, not a curated record. The transcript is spliced from 3 exons. Gene Ontology annotation, molecular function: zinc ion binding; histone methyltransferase activity; protein binding. Lineage: Eukaryota; Viridiplantae; Streptophyta; Magnoliopsida; Fabales; Fabaceae. The coding region runs from base 124 to 1812 and encodes 562 amino acids.
AAUGGCCAUAUGGUUACAAAUUAGAAUGCUAUAAGUUAUAAUGUUGUCUGGUACUUUCCAGAGUGUUCACAUUUGCAUGUGGUUGAUCGGUUGUUCCCUUUGAAACUCAAUUCCUUUCCCUCUAUGAACCUCACUCUCUAUCACUUAGGAAUGGAGGGUUCAAAAUCAUUUGGAAUAAAGCAAGAAGGGUAUCAUAAUCCUUCAUCCAUCAUGAAAACAGAGGAAUUCUCGCUCCGACGCAGCAAAGUGAAGCAAGCAUUGAUGAUAUUUCGGAACUUGUUUUCAAAACUCUUUAGCGAGUACAAAACAGAUCACUAUGAUAAUGUGAAAGCAAAAUUUAAAGCUUUGAAUGAUGCUGCAAUGUUGAUGCAGAGGAAGCAUCAAUGGGUGAACUGCCAAAAACGGGUGGGGCAUGUCCCCGGGAUUGAAGUUGGAGACCGAUUUCAGUAUAGGAAUGAACUCAAUGUCGUCGGCCUCCAUCGCCAGUUUGUCAAUGGAAUCGAUUACGUGGGGAAGGGCAAGAACUCUUUAGCCACAAGCAUUGUUGUAACCAAUCGCUACGAUAAUGCUAGAAAUCAUGGUGGUUCAUUGGUUUAUAGUGGUCAUGGAUGGAAUCCUAAUGUGAAAGGUGGAUCUAUGCCCCGUGAUCAAAAGUUGGCCGGCGGAAAUCUUGCUUUGAAGAAUAGCAUGGAUGCUAAGAGUCCGGUGCGGGUUAUAUUGAAGGUUGAUGGAAAAUCUGGUGGAGGCAUAGAGAAGAAAACCAAUGAUAAAUUCUCAUAUAUAUAUGAUGGAUUGUAUUUGGUUGAGAAGAUGAUACAAGAAAGAGGAACUCAUGGGAAACUUGUAUUCAAGUUUUUGUUGAACAAACUUGAAGAGCUACCUUCAACUUGUGUUCCCCCCAAGGAUGAGGUUAUCAAGAAUGUCAACAAAUUUGGGCAACUUGAUAUUUUCACCUUGAGGAAAAGGCUCAAAACUAAAGGUUGUGCAACUAAAAAUGAUGUUAUUAUCAUGAAUGAUAUCUCUAACGGACAAGAGAAGUUUCCUAUUCGAGUCGUUGCAUCAACUGAUGGUAUUAAAAGGCCUCCAUCUUUUGAUUACAUAGUAAACAACAUUUAUGUUGAUAGCUUCGAGAAGCCAAUGUUAUGUGGUUGUGACUGUGUAAAUGGAUGUGUGGAUUGGGAGAAAUGUGUCUGUAUUGUUAAGAAUGGUGGAACAAUACCAUAUGACUCUAAGAAAAGACUUGCUUCUGGAUUGGAAUCACGUGUUAUAUACGAGUGCGGCUCUUCUUGCAAGUGUUCCUCAUCUUGCUACAACCGAUUAAGUCAACAUGGCCUUCAAUUCCAACUUGAAAUAUUCAACUCCGAAUCAAAGGGCUGGGGUGUUAGAACGCGCUCGCAGGAUAAUUUUUUCUCUAGUGGUGUCUUAGUGAGUUUGAGUCUUGGGGGGGAAGGGAAAAAAUUUACUCCUAAAUUCGUAAACUCUUUAAGAGUUUACGAGUUCGCACGAGAGUUUGAUAACCUUGAAAGGAAAGUCUUGAAGAUUGUUGAAAAGUGUUUCAUUGAUGCUACAAGACGCGGAAACAUUGGAAGAUUCAUAAACCAUAGCUGUUGUCCUAAUCUUCAAGUCAUGGAGGUUAUGUAUGAUGACAAUGAUAAGAACCUUCCCCAUAAAAUCUUUUUUGCAUUACAGGACAUACCUGCUGGAAGAGAGCUGAGUUUUGAUUACAACAUCUGCAAGCCAAGGGUUAUCGGGACUGGCAGCAACAUUUGCCAAUGUGGUUCACCCAAAUGCGUUGGGCGAAUUUACAUUUAA